UACCUCCCUUUUUUCCGAAAAGUCACGGGCCACCGGGGAGUGAAGAAAUGAAAGUGAAAUCAGCUGCUGGGGCACCAGUCCGCAUCAGGGGCCCGGCUUCCAGAGCGCUGUUGGCUUGGGCACGAGCGCCAACGCAAGCAGGGCCGCCGCCCCGCCCCGCGUCGGUCCGCUCGGCCCCGCUGCCCCCCGCGACCCCCCGCUGCCCCGGCCCCUCUCCGGAGCCCGCGCGGGACCCGCCUGCCUGCGAGGCUCGCCGCGGGGUCCGCCUCUUCUGCGGUACCCAGAAGACGGCUGUGCCAAGGGCAGGGGAAAAUGACCACGCCCAGCCCAAGGCGGGGCGCGCAGCUGCUCUUCCUGGCCAUCAUGGCCGUCACGGUGGCGGCCAUCGCCCUGCUCUUCUAUGCUCUCCUCUGGAAGGCCGGCAACCUCACAGACCUGCCCAACCUCAGAGUCGGCUUCUACAACUUCUGCCUGUGGGACCAGGGCACCGGCUCCCUGCGGUGCCGCCAGUUCCCUGAGCUGGAGGCCCUGGGCGUGCCGCGGGUCGGCCUGGCCCUGGCCAGGUUUGGUGCAUAUGGGGCCCUGGUCUUCACGCUCUUUGUCCCCCUGCCUCUCUUCCUGGCCUGGUGCAACAGCAGCGAUGGAGAGUGGCGGCUGGCGGUGGGCUUCCUGGCCACAUCCUCCACACUGCUGGCCGGCGGCCUGGGCCUCUUCCUCACCUACACCUGGAAGUGGGUCAGGCUCUCCCUGCUGGAGCCGGGGUUUCUAGCUCUGGGCACUGCGCAGGCCUUACUCGUCGCCUUGCUCAUGGCCACGAUCCUGUUUCCUCAGAGGGCGGAGGACAAGAGCAAGCUGGACAGCUACUAGGUCUGUCGGAAGGCUUACGUGAUCGCAAGAGUUCGGUCUGAACCAUGCUCAGAGAAGGUGCCAGAAACUUGAGGGGCUGCUCUGUCUCCUCAGCCUGUUUGACAGCGAAUGCCCAUCUCACGCCCUGGCAGCCAGGCCCCGCCAUGGAGAGGGGAGGUACCCAGGGUCAAGAGGCCUUGACUUCCAAAGUUCCCAAGGGCACCCCCAGACCACGCAGCUCACCAUCCUGAGGACUCCUGCUUUCCUGCACUGAUCUGAGCAAGCCAUUCUCACUCCAUCCUCAGGAUCAUGGAGGGAGGACUCCUGUCAUGAGGCCUGACUUCCAGGGCAAUUUGCCAAAUGUCAAACUAGAACCCAGUGAAGGUUUAUGUCAACCAACGGGGAACAUGAGAGAAAGCUCGCCUCAGUGUCCCUCGGGGCCCCGGUUAGCAAGCUCCCCCCACUCCGUCGUGGGUGUGAUACGAUGAACCCCCUUUCCCUAAUACCACUCCCGAAGGCCCAGGAGUGAUCCCUUGAGGGAUUCACUAGAGACCGAACCCCUGGGCACAAAGAGAAGCCUCGGUGGUUCCGAAGGCUCUCCUGGAGAGGCUCUUGGACCCGAGGCCAGACAAAGCACGGGCAUCAGCGGGCAAAACAUUCCUAGCACGGGCCCCGGGGGUUGGGAACAGAAUACACCAAAUCCCCGGAGAGGUGAGGGAGGUGAACAGAACAGCUCCACGCACGUACAGAUGCUGCAUCUCUUCACUUCUCCACCCAGAACUGCAAAGGAUAAAAGCACAGCCUUCGUCUUGGGAACCGGUUUGUAUUUCUGAGCACCUGCACAUCGGAAAACCUGGACGGCAGAUGCCUGCCUCAUUCCAUCUGUCCAAAGCCACACUGAAUAGAGACAGAACGAUGGACUCUGGCAGGAUCUCGGCUGUAGAGGCUCCUGCGGGCUCCUGUCCCAGUCUUGCUUUCCAACUGCCCAGGGACGGAGGCUUAGCCGCCGAGUGGAAGGGCAGGUGGCAGCGUGGGGGGGUGGGAGGGGGCAGAGGCCUUCCAGUGCAGAUCCCAGGCAGAGCCCUGUGGGCAUGACAUCUGCCUCCCGGGCUGCACGGGGGAUGGAAACUCGCUUUAAAAGAGGCUUCCUCCUUAGAGAUCCCACUGACUAAACUGUCAGAAUUCCAGUGAACUUAUUAGCAGCUAUACGCUUUCUUCUUUCAAAUUUAUGAAGGUGACUCUUUGGUUCCAAUAAAUGUGACCUCCUUGUCCACCUUU
This is a messenger RNA of Callorhinus ursinus (northern fur seal), 2124 nucleotides long. It is a transcript of the gene TMEM140, whose product is annotated as transmembrane protein 140. The record is from RefSeq and is a predicted model, not a curated record. Lineage: Eukaryota; Metazoa; Chordata; Mammalia; Carnivora; Otariidae.